AUGAGUUCCAAUGAGCAAAGAGAGAAUGAAGACACCUCCAGUGAAUCCAGAAAGAAGGAACUGGGAUCAGAAUCUGCAGGACCCAGCAGCAGUGUGUCUAUGAAGAGAACACAAUCCAUAACUAGACCCCCUUCAUUAAGUGAUGGAACAGAGGCCUCUGCCCCAGAGAGUGUGGAGAAAGAUAAUAGAUUUGCAUCCCACAAUCAGACCCACAUCAGGGAGGAAAGACCUGAAGCAGUCCUGCAGAGAGUCAAAGACCAACACAAAACCAGUAUAAAGAACAACUGUAAUGACAUCUUUAAACCAUUACCUGAACCAGGAUGUGAAGAGAAAGAGAAAAUCAAGACUGUUUUUACUAAAGGCAUCGCUGGAAUUGGAAAAACCGUCUCUGUGCAGAAGUUCAUUCUGGACUGGGCUGAGGGAAAAGACAAUCAGGAUAUUUACGAGGAGUGUAAAGUUGUGUUCAUCCUAGAUGGUCUGGAUGAAAGCAGAAUCACACUGAUGUUCUCAGAUGAUGAGAAAGUUUGUGAUGUGAACGAAUCUUCAUCAGUGGGUGUGUUGAUGUCAAACCUCAUCAGAGGAGAGAUGCUUCCCUCUGCUCUUAUCUGGAUCACCUCCAGACCAGCAGCAGCCAAUCAGAUCCACUCCAAUUACAUUAACCGUGUGACAGAAAUUCAGGGAUUUAAUGACCCUCAAAAAGAGGAAUAUUUCAGGAAGAGAAUCAAAAUCCCUGGAACUCUGACUGAAAUGUACAUCUACUUCUUGCUGAUUCAGAUUAAGAGAAAGUCUGAUGAAAGAGAUCCAGAGAAACUCCUAAAGUCCGUCAGAGAAGCGAUUGUAAAACUUGCUGAAGUGGCUUUCAAUCAGCUGAUGAAGGGCAAUGUGAUGUUCUAUGAGGAGGACCUGAUUGAGAGCAGCAUAGAUGUCACUGACGCCUCAGUGUUUUCUGAGAUUUGCACCGAGAUCUUUAAGGAAGAAUCAAUGAUUCAUCAGAGGAAAGUCUACUGCUUCAUUCAUCUGAGCGUUCAAGAGUUUUUUGCUGCUUUCUAUGUGUUUUAUUGCUAUUUAAGCUGCGCAAUGAAAGCUCUGAGGGUUUUUGAUUCAAUGCACAAUUUGCAUAAAGGGGCAGUAGAUAAAGCUUUAGAAAGUAAAAAUGGACACCUGGAUCUGUUCCUGCGGUUCUUGCUGGGCAUCUCACUGGAGUCCAAUCAGAGACUCUUAGGGGAUCUGCUGACACACACAGAAAACAGCUCAGAGAGCAUCAGUAAAACCACAUUUAACAUUAAAGAGAAGAUCAAAGAUGGAAAAGCAGUCUCCACUGAAAGAUCCAUCAAUCUGUUCCUCUGUCUGCUGGAAGUGAAGGAUCAGACUCUGUCUAGAGAGAUUCAGGAGUUUCUGAAAUCAGAAAAACAUUCAGAGAAGAAACUCUCUCCAACUCACUGCUCAGCAAUCGCCUACAUGCUUCAGAUGUCAGAGGAAGUGCUGGAUGAGCUGGAUCUCAAGAAAUACAACACAUCAGAUGAAGGUAGAAGAAGACUGAUAUCAGCUGUGAUCAACUGCAGAAAAGCUCUUCUUCCUGGCUGUAAUCUCAAUGUCCAACAUUGUGAGAUAGUGACAUCCGCUCUACAAUCGUCAAACUCUGUCCUUAGAGAGCUGGACCUGAGUAACAAUGACUUGCAGGAUUCAAGAGUUAAGCUGCUCUCUGAUGGUCUGAAGAGUCAAAACUGUAAACUGGAGAUACUGAGGUCUUUAGAACAUCACACAUUCAUAAAUUCUCAAGAUUCCUCAAGGCAACAGGUCUUUAAGAUCAGUUGUCACCAAACACUUUCCCUCUUUCUGCCCAGUUAA
Carassius carassius (crucian carp) is the source of this 1848-nucleotide messenger RNA. Its product is annotated as NLR family CARD domain-containing protein 3-like. The transcript has 7 exons. Bases 1 to 1848 code for a protein of 615 amino acids. Lineage: Eukaryota; Metazoa; Chordata; Actinopteri; Cypriniformes; Cyprinidae. The record is from RefSeq and is a predicted model, not a curated record.